CCACGCCCACACCGGCACCCGCAUCCUCGACCUGCCAUCCACACCGCUUUCUCCAUCUCCAUCGCCAUCGCCAUCGCCAUCGCCAGCUGUUCCGCUGUCCCGUCCCGUCUCCUUUCGCGCUGCUGAACGAACAGCCGCUCACUCGCCAUAAUUAAUUCCAAUCUUGCACACGACGACUGAUGGCUCAACAAAUACCCUCACAGCCGCGCGCGUACUCACAAGCAUACGUUCCAAACGGUGCUCCCCAGCCUAGUGGCCCCGUCCCUGGAGCUCGACCGCUCGACCCAAAUCAGGGCCGCGUGCAGCAGGUUGGCCAUGCGCGUGUUUUGUGCAUAGCAGACGUGCGAGGCAACCUGCGCCAGCUCAAUGAGCUCGCACGAAGCGCCAAUGCCGACUACAUCAUCCACACGGGCGACUUCGGCUUCUACGAUGACACCUCGCUGGAGCGCAUUGCUGAAAAGACACUGAAACACGUUGCACAGUAUUCGCCUCUCCUCGACGAGCCUCUCAAGGCAGACAUUGCGCGCGCCGGUCCACAGCAGUCGAUAAAGGAGCGCUUCCAGCGCGAGCGACUCCCCCUCUCCGAACUUCCUCAGUUUCUAAACAAAACCUACCGACUCGAAGUGCCUGUGUUUACAGUAUGGGGCGCUUGCGAGGACGUGUCAGUAUUGGAGAAGCUGCGAUCGCAGGAAUACAAGAUCGAAAAUCUGCACGUUAUCGACGAAUCGCACUCUCGGCUUCUUGACGUGGGCGGAGUCAAGCUGCGUCUGCUUGGCCUGGGAGGAGCCGUGGUUAUGCAUAAGCUGUUCGACAACGGUGAAGGCCGAACGACGAUUGCUGGUGGACAGGGCACCAUGUGGACAACUCUCCUGCAAAUGGGCGAGCUCAUCGACACGGCCAAUCGCGUCUAUGAUCCCACAGAGACACGCCUGCUUGUCACCCAUGCAUCACCAGCUCGCGAGGGGCUCCUGAAUCAGCUAUCGGUCACGCUGAAAGCCGAUUUUUCCAUUUCAGCUGGUCUGCAUUUCCGUUAUGGUAGUUCGUACAACGAGUUCUCGGUCAACCCGUCCCUCGAUCAUUACCGAGGCAAGCUGUCAGCUUCAAGGGCAUCAUUCAACGACGUCUGGGAAACAGUCAAGCAUGAGGUCGAGCCCGCCGUAUUGGAAAAUGAUGCUCAGCAGAAGCUGCUGCAUUUUGCAUUGGAGCUGGUCAACAAGAUGCCGGCCGUGGCUAAUGGUGGCAAUCCCUUUGGAGGCGGCCCCGUCAAUGGUGCUGUAGACGAGUCAGCCUUCAAGAACAUGUGGAACUUCAAUCUGGCGGAUGCUGCCUUCGGCUGGCUCGUGCUCGACAUCGACCAAGGUCGUAUUGGCACUGAAAUGCGCGCACAAGGAUUCAACUUUUCUCACCGUUCGGCCAAGGGCCAGCAGCGGCCACAAGGUAUCCCUGCAGCUCCAGUGAAUGCUUCGAUGGGACCUACUGGUGGUAACUUUCCUCCUUCGGGACAACAGCCACCCCUUGGCGCCCACCAGCAGCAGCAAGCCAGACCACAACACCAAGGACAGCAGCACCCCCACCCUCAGCCACAAAACAAUCAUCAUUCACAGCAACGUAACCAUCCGGCUUCUGCGCCACAGACGACGCAAAAUACUCAGCCACCCAAGCCAGCCACUCCUCAGGCUCUGCCGACUGUUAACGGAACUGCCGCUGCCACGACCAACGCUCCGGCUAGCGACGCGCCUUUGACCAACGGCAACUCUGUCGCCGAGACGAAGCCGGAAACCCCAGUUCAGAAUAAACAGCCACUGCAAUCUCCACAACAGCAACAAGAACCUUCGAAGGGAAUCUUCAUACAGAAUGCCGCGAACCUCACUAGCGGUGAAGAGGUCAAGUCUCAACUGUUUGCACCCGAGGACGCGGAUAAGAUCAUCAGCGUUGACAAGGCUGGACCUCGCGGUUGGGUUGCCAACUUUGCAUCUAAUGAAAUCAUGCAAGAAGUGCUCAAGCACGGCCCGAGCAAGGAUGUCAGCGAGAAGAACAAGGGCAUCCGCUUCGCAGCGUACCGUCCGCGUGGUACAUUCGGAGGAGCUGGUGGUUGGGGAAGCUCUCGAGGUGGCCUAAAUCAGCGUGGCGGAGGCGAGGGCAGAGCGGGCUACCAGUCUGCUGGCGGUGCCACAACUGGUAGCGACAGUGAAUCAGGCCGCGCUCGAGGAGGCAGAGGGCGAGGGGGAGGCUUCAGUCGUGGCCGCGCUCGCGGACGAGGCAAGGCUGAUGGUGCACCGACCGCCGCGGAGUCGUGACGGGCGGACACUGGCGCAGCUUCUGCUCUUUCAGCAUCGCGGGCUUGAACGAAGCUCGCAUGAGCUCAGUUGUUGUACGAGAUGGAAGGACUUGACUUUGGGCACUCCGGUGCAUGCAAGCGAUUGCUGUUUGAUAUACCAGCCUACUGCAUUCUAGCGGGCAAGCGAAGGGAAGGAUGCUGUUUGUAAUUGUAAGUAAAGCAAGUAGGACGGUAGCCGUAGAUCCAGGGUGACGGAAGGCUGGCAUUACCGCAUGAGCAGACGACGUUACCUGAUCUAC
Messenger RNA from Sphaerulina musiva SO2202, 2577 nucleotides. RefSeq lists its product as uncharacterized. The transcript is spliced from 4 exons. The coding region runs from base 180 to 2297 and encodes 705 amino acids. The record is from RefSeq and is a predicted model, not a curated record. Lineage: Eukaryota; Fungi; Ascomycota; Dothideomycetes; Mycosphaerellales; Mycosphaerellaceae.